Messenger RNA from Racocetra persica, 758 nucleotides. The record is from the annotation of a GenBank genome assembly. Lineage: Eukaryota; Fungi; Glomeromycota; Glomeromycetes; Diversisporales; Gigasporaceae.
CAUUUAAACGACGGCAACAACUAAAAAAGGCACGUAAUCAACAGCAAUUUUCAAAAAAAAAGAUUACCAAAACAAGUAAUAAUGACUAUAACGAUAGUUAUCAUAAUGACGAUAGCUAUAACGAUAGCUAUAACGAUAGCUAUAAUGAUACCCAUAAUAAUACCCACAGUGAUACCCAUAGCGAUAUCCAUCAUGAUACUCAAUACGCAGUUGAUUUACCAGAUUUGACUCUAACAACGUUUAUAAGUAUAAUCGAAAAACUUGUACAAGCACAAAUUUCCCAACCACAAUAUUUUCAAGUAUGGAGUUCAUUAUUAAAUAUAGCAACAAAUAUGGAUAAUAGCAAGUUGAGUCUUGGAAUAUCAUUAUUAAAUCGUAUGAGCUAUAGUAAGGGACCUAAAACUGGCAAGAUUUUUUCAAAAAAGCCAUCAUCUCAAAAAAUUGAUCGUUUACAAAAAAUCAACAACUCUUUACACGGUAAAGUUAAUAAAUUCAAACAAGUUCAUAAAAAAAAAAUUUCUUUAGUUCGUUCUGUGGCAUGUAAAACACCUACGAUCACAAAUAGACAAUUAAAUUUAGCUAUUCAAGAUCGACUUAUGACAAAUAAAAAACAGUAUAGUUUUAAAACUGUUUUAAUGGCUAUACAAAUUUGCGAAAUUGGUCAAAUGUUGUAUCGAUCUGCUGCAACUUGCACAAAAAAGGUAAUUGAAUGGCUAAUAGACGAAGAGCCAGAUAAGUGGUUCUCUGUUAGUACACUU